Molecule: messenger RNA, 1788 nt
Organism: Hibiscus syriacus
Lineage: Eukaryota; Viridiplantae; Streptophyta; Magnoliopsida; Malvales; Malvaceae
Product: probable DNA primase large subunit
Exons: 19
Coding region: 145-1503 (452 amino acids)
Biological process (GO): DNA replication, synthesis of primer
Cellular component (GO): alpha DNA polymerase:primase complex
Source: RefSeq, a predicted model, not a curated record
UACUCUCAAACUUUUGCCGCGCUUUUCUACUUUGCCCUUAGGCUCUCUCUCUCUCUCUUUCUAUUUUGGAAUCGAAAGGAAACAAGAGAAAACACCGUUUGUAGUCUGAGUAAUCGGAACUGUACACAGAAAAAGAGCGAAGAAAUGGAAGUAUUUCAAUCUCAUAGGAAAUCCAGUUCCAACAAUGUCUCUGUUUCCACUCUUCCUCUCUACCGAUCCGCACCUCCCCUCGAAGUCCGUCUCGAAGAUUUCGAGCUCUUCGCCAUGGAUCGCCUCCGAGUUCUUAAAGGUAUCUCAGAUGGAUUGGGCCGUGGAAAGAAACCAGAAGAAAUGGAAAAUUUGGUGGCGGAUCUUUGGAAAGAAAAUAUGAGACAUCCACAAGCAAAUGAGGAAACAAACAAGGAUGUUAUAUCACACUUUGUUCUACGACUUGUGUACUGUAGAACAGAGGAGUUAAGAAAAUGGUUUCUUUCCAUGGAGACUACCCUCUUUCGCUAUCGGUUUCGCUUUCAAAGCUCUGAGGCACAGAGGGCAUUGAUGUCUGAGUUUAAGCUUCCCUACAAGGCAGUCAGCAAUGCAGAAUUUGAGUGUGUGAAGGAUAAAUUGAACCAAGUUGCACGCUCUAUGGGUCAGACUUUAGCUGCUGUUGAUGCAGUAUUCUACAAGGUGCCCUUUGAAGAAGUUCCAGAACUUGUUGCUGGUCGUCGAGUGUUUAUAUAUAAAGGACAUGCUUAUGUUGCAAUGAAUCAGGUUGUUUCACUUGUUGUCACACAAUUUCGAAGUUAUCUAUCAAAGGCACUCAUUUUAACAAACAGAAAAUGGACAUCUACUGUUAGAGAGCAGGAGAAGGAUCGGCUGGCUCCGAUUGUGGAAGCACUAUGCACACGUUAUUUGGGUCCUGAUUACUCUCAGCCAAAUGAAGUUGGGGAGAUAUCUGUUAAGGAUAUCGAUCGUAUUGCUAAGACUUCAUUUCCUCUCUGUAUGCGUCACUUAUUUGAAAAGGUCAGAGAGGAUCAUCAUCUAAAGCAUGGUGGAAGGAUGCAACUAGGUCUAUUCUUGAAGGGUGUUGGGCUGAAGCUUGAUGAUGCCCUGGCAUUUUGGAAAGCCGAGUUUGCACCAAAGGUUAGUGCUGAGAGGUUCGACAAGGAAUAUGCUUACAACAUACGCCAUAAUUAUGGAAGGGAAGGGAAGAGAACAGAUUAUACACCUUAUUCCUGUCAAAAAAUUAUCUCGUCAGCUCCUGGUGUUGGAGAUCAUCAUGGUUGCCCCUAUAGGCAUUUCAGUGAGGAGAAUUUAAGGGCUGCACUUGUAAGAAUGGGAGCAAGCAGUCGUGUAGUAGAGGAAGUAAUGGACAAAGUGCGCAAUAGGCAUUAUCAGUUAGCUUGUACCUUAACAUUUGAAGCUGUUCAUGGCUCAUCAUGCGAUGCUGGUAUCAAUCAUCCAAACCAAUAUUUCAUUGACAGCCAAAAGAUCCUGCAAUCAAAGAAUGGUACUGUUGCAUAAGGAGACACUUUCAGGCAUCGAUCGGAAACUCGGAAUCAUCACAUGUUUUGCACUUUGUAAGGAGGGUUAGAGGAACUGUAAUGCUUGUUUAAAUACUAUACUGAACUGGAUGAUGUUUUUAAUUUGUGAAGUUAGUACAUCUUCAUUCUAGAAAUCCCAUCUGCUGUAGUUCAUUGUACCGUCGCCUAAGAUGCAGAGUAUGGCAUUAUGUUAAUAUUAAGAAGAAAAGAAAGACUGCCUUGUUAACCAAGUUUUGUAAAAAAUAUAGGUUGAUUUUGUUGGGGA